CGCGUGGACGUGGACGUGGACGUGGACGUGGACGCGGAGAUGGAGGACGCGGGGAAGAAGAAGAAGAAGAAGGACAACAACAAUGACGACAGAGUCACUCUGAAGAAGGAAAUCGGACUCUGGAGCGCGUGCGCGAUCAUCAUCGGGAACAUCAUCGGCUCGGGCAUCUUCGUGUCCCCUAAAGGAGUCCUGGAGCAUGCCGGCUCGGUGGGCCUGUCGCUCAUCGUCUGGGUGUGCGGGGGCGGCAUCUGCGUCCUGGGCUCCAUGUGCUACGCCGAGCUGGGCGUCACCAUACCCAAGUCCGGCGGAGACUACUCCUACGUGACCGAGAUCUUCGGAGGACUCGUCGGCUUCCUGUUGCUGUGGAGCGCCGUGCUCAUCAUGUACCCCACCACCCUGGCCGUCAUCGCCCUCACCUUCGCCAACUACGUGCUGCAGCCCGCCUUCCAUAACUGUCUGCCCCCCUACGCCGCCACCCGACUGCUGGCCACCAUCUGCGUGUUGUUCUUAACCUGGGUGAACUGCUCCAGUGUGCGCUGGGCCACAAGGAUCCAGGACGUGUUCACUGUGGGAAAGCUGCUCGCCCUGGGUCUCAUCAUCGUGGUUGGACUGGUUCAAAUCGGCCGAGGCUACUAUGACGCUCUGGUCCCCAGCGCGGCCUUCGAGUUCCGCCAGGACCCGUCCGUGGGUCAGAUCGCGCUGGCCUUCCUGCAGGCCUCCUUCGCUUACAGCGGCUGGAACUUCCUCAACUACGUGACGGAGGAAAUCGUGAAUCCGCGCACGAACCUGCCGCGGGCCAUCUACAUCUCCAUCCCCUUGGUGACGCUGGUCUACACCAUGACCAACAUCGCCUACUUCUCCUCCAUGACCCCGGAAGAGCUGCUGGCGUCCAACGCCGUGGCGGUGACCUUUGGAGAGAAGCUGCUGGGGAUGUUCUCCUGGAUGAUGCCCAUCUCCGUAGCUCUGUCCACCUUUGGCGGAAUCAACGGAUACCUGUUCACCUCGUCCAGGUUGUGUUUCUCAGGGGCCCGAGAAGGUCACCUGCCUUACCUGCUGGCUAUGAUCCACCUGAAGAACUGCACGCCCAUCCCCGCCCUGCUGGUCUGCUGCUUUGCCACCAUCCUCAUCUUGUGCAUCGGGGAGACGCACAACCUGAUCAACUACGUGUCCUUCAUCAACUACCUGUCCUACGGCGUCACCAUCGCCGGCCUCCUCUACCUCCGCAAGAAGAGACCCGGCCUGGCGCGACCCAUCAAGGUGAACCUGCUGAUCCCGAUCAGCUACAUGGUGUUCUGGGCCGUGCUGCUGUGCUUCAGUCUGUACUCGGAACCCGUAGUCUGCGGUCUGGGGAUGGUCAUCGUGCUGACCGGUGUACCCGUCUACUUUGUGGGCGUUUGGUGGAAGAACAAACCCAAGUGGAUCUACAGGCUGACAGAGAGAAUCACCUACGUGGGCCAGAAGGCGUGCUACGUCAUGUUCCCUCAGGAGGACCCCGCAGAGGCCGAGCCCCUCACGGCCUCCAAAGCCACGGACUGAGCAGGACAAAGUUUCCAGUUGAAAUAUGCUAAGGAUCUACAUCACACUUCAACACAUCAAUGCUGUCGCAUCUCCAAGACGUCGCCUUCCGAGCCAUCACUCCCAAUCUGAUCCGACUUGAAGUCCUGACCUCGGGUCCCAGAGCCAAGUCCUGACAGGAUCAGCUAUGCACUCCGGAGGACGACGAUCACAAGCGUCUUGAUUCGACCUUUUUUUUUACAUGUUUUUAAACAGGUGAAGUGUUUUUUUUUGGGUAUACACUAAAACUCUUUUUUUUGGAAAACCUGAGCCAGGGUGAAGACUUGAAAAUGUUGUCCGGUAUACAGUCUACAGGUCCACCCUCACAUAGCGUGUGUAGUUAUCGUGCCUUUUCCUUAAAAAUGACUUUCUCCAGGUUUCCUACUGGCCGGUGUCGCCUCACAUGGUCACAGCACCACCUGUGGCCAAUCCGUUUAUUACGUGGACUGGAAUUUUUUGAAAACCUGAGUCCGCCUGGCUCAGGUGCGGUUUUUUUUCUCACCACCAGGUCGACUACCGACUGCCACUUUAAUGCGAGGGUGCCUUAAAAUGAGACGUGGGUCAUAUUGUGAAUUCGUUUUUUUUGGCCUCAUUCUUGUGAGAAUCCUGCGGGUCACUCGGUUAAUGUACCCAGGACUAGCUGCAGUGUGCUCAAACAACCACCAGGUAGCAUCUGUGAGCGGAUAAAACCGGACGUCUUCACAUAAAAGGAAACUCAAUCGUGAAUAACAAAUAAUCGUAUUGAUAAUAAUAAGUAUGGAUUUUACGCUACAUAUAAUUAGCCUUUUUGAUGACAUAUUUGUAUUCAUGCGACGGGAACAAAACAAUAUUAGCAUGUUGCUACGCAUGCUUGUUACUGUCACACUCCAAUACCGUUACGACGUUGUCCAAGGCGCGGCCUGAAACUCAUUAUUAACGGUUAGCAUCUCAUGAUAGCACGCUAGCUGUUUUUGCUCAUUUUGAAGGGUCAAAAAUAUUGUUACUCGAUGAAAAGAUACCUGUUAAUGCUAAUGUUGGUAACGGUUAGCAUUCUCAUGAUAGCACGCUAGCUGUUUUUGCUCAUUUUGAAAGGUCAAAAAUAUUUUUACUGGACAAAAAGAUACCUGUUAAUGCUAAUGUUGGUAACGGUUAGCAUUGUCAUGAUAGCACGCUGGCUGUUUUUGCUCAUUUUGAAGGUCCAAAAUAUUGUUACUCGACAAAAAGAUACCUGUUAAUGCUAAUGUUGGUAACGGUUAGCAUUCUCAUGAUAGCAAGCUAGCUGUUUUUGCUCAUUUUGAAGGGUCAAAAAUAUUGUUACUCGAUAAAAAGAUACCUGCCAAUGCUAAUGUUGAUAACGGUUAGCAUUCUAAUGAUAGCACGCUAGCUGUUUUUGCUCAUUUUGAAAGGUCAAAAAUAUUUUUACUGGACAAAAAGAUACCUGUUAAUGCUAAUGUUGGUUACGGUUAGCAUUGUCAUGAUAGCACGCUAGCUGUUUUUGCUCAUUUUUAAGGUCAAAAAUAUUUUUACUCGACAAAAAGAUACCUGCUAAUGCUAAUGUUGGUAACGGUUAGCAUUCUCAUGAUAGCACGCUAGCUGUUUUUGCUCAUUUUGAAGGUCAAAAAUAUUUUUACUGGACAAAAAGAUAGCUGUUAAUGCUAAUGUUGGUUACGGUUAGCAUUCUCAUGGUAGCACGCUAGCUGUUUUUGCUCAUUUUGAAGGUCAAAAAUAUUUUUACUCGACAAAAAGAUACCUGUUAAUGCUAAUGUUGGUUACAGUUAGCAUUCUAAUGAUAGCACGCUAGCUGUUUUUGCUCAUUUUGAAGGUCAAAAAUAUUUUUACUCGACAAAAAGAUACCUGUUAAUGCUAAUGUUGGUAACGGUUAGCAUUCUCAUGGUAGCACGCUAGCUGUUUUUGCUCAUUUUGAAGGGUCAGAAAUAUUGUUACUCGAUAAAAAGAUACCUGCUAAUGCUAAUGUUGGUAACGGUUAGCAUUCUAAUGAUAGCACGCUAGCUGUUUUUGCUCAUUUUGAAGGUUAAAAAUAUUGUUACUCGACAAAAAGAUAGCUGUUAAUGCCAACGUUGUUAUGCUAGCUAAUUUUGAUGCAUGCUAACAUUAGCUGGCUAGGUACACACCUCAGAGUAUUCUAUUAUGGUACUUUACGCAUGUUGCAGUUAGCAUGCUAUGCUACCUUUUUUUUUUUUGUAGCUUUUUUAACAGGUAUAUACGGAGCCCCUAAAGGGACAUGUAUUAUUUAUUUUAUUUUAUUUUUUUAGACAUGCGCACUAUCUCGUGCGCACGAGAUACAUGUCAAAAAAUUAAAAUAAAAUAAAAUAAAUUCUAAAAGAAUACAUUUCCCCCCAUGUCCCUUUAGGGGCUCCGUAGGUAUACAACUCAGUGUCAUAUAUUUUAGUAUUUCACAAAUGCUAACUGUAAGCAUGCUAUUGUUAGCAUGUCAACAUAGUACUGUUAGCAUGAUGGCUUUUUUUAAGCUCAGUUUGUUGAUUCUUGUGUUACUUGACGCGUGCUAACUGUUAGCGUUUCGGUUAAGCAUUCACACAAAAUUGGUACCGAAACUACUUUUUCUAGUUCUUUGACAAAAAAAAAAAAGUAUAUAUUGUACUAGUUUUGAAGGUAAAAACUACCAAAAUGGCCCCCGCACCCUUUGAUUUGUGGUUGUGUGGCCCUCAGUGGGACCCCUGCUGUCCUGGUUUGUCAUUCUUUAGUGCAUGGACUUCUCGUGUCGCCAUGGAAACGUGACAUGGUCCUCUCCGAUGGGUGCUCAGCGGGAAAGUACUGUACUGUACUGUACUGUACUGUACUGUACUUUGUCAGAUCAACAAUCCUCGCAACAUUUGGCAGAAAAGUUCUCCCAAAGACACUUUUUCUGCACUCCUACUUUGGAGUCGGGACGUUUAUAAAACAAUGUUGCUUAACCUAACACUAGCUCCUAUUUUUCGGU
This is a messenger RNA of Entelurus aequoreus (snake pipefish), 4492 nucleotides long. Its product is annotated as asc-type amino acid transporter 1-like. The record is from RefSeq and is a predicted model, not a curated record. Bases 40 to 1536 code for a protein of 498 amino acids. Gene Ontology annotation, biological process: D-alanine transmembrane transport; amino acid transmembrane transport; D-serine transmembrane transport. Lineage: Eukaryota; Metazoa; Chordata; Actinopteri; Syngnathiformes; Syngnathidae. The transcript is spliced from 11 exons. Gene Ontology annotation, molecular function: L-amino acid transmembrane transporter activity; neutral L-amino acid transmembrane transporter activity. Gene Ontology annotation, cellular component: membrane.